This is a messenger RNA of Spodoptera frugiperda (fall armyworm), 728 nucleotides long. Its product is annotated as glutathione S-transferase 1-like. Gene Ontology annotation, molecular function: glutathione transferase activity. The record is from RefSeq and is a predicted model, not a curated record. NCBI's taxonomy places the organism in Eukaryota, Metazoa, Arthropoda, Insecta, Lepidoptera, Noctuidae. Gene Ontology annotation, biological process: glutathione metabolic process. The coding region runs from base 48 to 719 and encodes 223 amino acids. The transcript has 5 exons.
UCAAUACAAUAGCUACCUAUGUAAGGCUUAUUUUCCUAAAUAAUAUUAUGUUCAAAAUAUUCCAGAUGGUAAUAAAGUUGUAUACAACAGAGCUAAGUCCGCCUGUACGAGCUUCCAUAAUGGCGUUUGAAAUAUUUCAAGUUCCAUACGAAAAUAUAGAAGUUAAUUUAUCAGACAAGUCGAUUGAGGACCCUGAAUUUUUAAAUAAAAAUCCAUUGCGGACUGUUCCUGUUCUUGAAGACGAAGACUUUAUAUUGCAUGACGGUCAUGCGAUAUUGAUGUAUUUAGCUGAUGCCUAUGGCACUGAAGAUUCAUGGUACCCAAAAGACUAUAAAACCAGGGCGCUAGUCAACCAAAAACUAUCAUUUGUCAAUGAUAUUAUUUUUCCUGGAUUGAAAAAGAUUGCGCACUCCGUAGUGGUUGAAAGAAAAAAAACAUUGUUACCGCAGUGGACAGAGACCAUGGAAGAAGCAUAUGGUAUAAUGGAGAAGUUCCUCAGCAAAACAACGUACAUUGCUACAGAUGACGUCACAAUCGCCGACCUAUCAGCCUAUAGUAACAUGUCGUGUCUAAUGUAUGUCGUUCCUGUGAAUAGACAGAAGUUCCCGAAGACACUCAGAUGGUGCCACGUCAUGGAGAUGCAGCCUUAUUGUAAAGAGUUCAACAAUAAAGCGGCGGCUACAUUCGGAGAUUUGUAUAAGCUAAUUACAUCACGUUAGUAUAUAAAA